AUGGACCCUUUUCAAUGGCAGCAAUAUCCACAGCCUGGAGCUUCCUCUUCCGUAUCCGGAACUUCUGAACUCUUCAGUUCAACUUACGCCAUGUUGAGUGAUACUGCUUCCGCACCAUACCCUGAUCAAUGGCACGAGAAUAAAUCAGGUUUGCGCUCCAACUUAAUUCCUUGGAAACUUCCUGGUUUUGCACCAGAAUUUACCGUUUAA
Strongylus vulgaris is the source of this 210-nucleotide messenger RNA. Lineage: Eukaryota; Metazoa; Nematoda; Chromadorea; Rhabditida; Strongylidae. The record is from the annotation of a GenBank genome assembly.